UAGUCACGUGAUUUGGGCACGGCAGACAUAUUGGUGGUAAAAAUCUGGUUUCUAUGCACAAUCAACAAACGCUUUUAGGCACUUACCAUGGAUGAGUCGAGCAAAGAAAGAUAUUUAAAGAAAAUUUCAGAAAUCAAUAAUAUUGAUCCUUACACUUUGAAAGCAAGCCAGUGUAUUAAAGAUAACGAUUUGCUGCCCUCCUUGUGUUAUCCAGAUCUUUUCACUUAUCUUGUUCUACAACAAAGUGCUUACACAAAGGAUGAAUUCAAGGCUUACAAGAGUUUAGCAGCUUACAACCAGUUCCUAGAUGGCUGGGUUCAAGAGGUUAUGGCUUUUAAACCACACAACUGCCUAAAUACUGUAGUACUAGCAAAGGUUCUUCACUCUCAGCGGCUAGCAGAAAGGGUAUUGCAGCCCUGGAUAGUAAUAAAUCAAGAGGGUAUUAUUGUAUCAGCCCACUGCUCCUGUAUAGCUGGACUUGGCGAGUCCUGCACUCAUGUGGCAGCAACUUUAUUUAUGCUGGAAGCCAACACCAGACUCAAAGAGAGUAAGACAGUUACAGGCGUGUCAUCUUACUGGAUGAUUCCAUCGGGGCUUAAAAAAGUUUUGCCGACUAAGAUUUCUGAGAUUGACUUCACCUCAUCGAAAACAAAAAAAGUUAAGUUUGAUACUCUUGUGGACAACACCACUUCUAAAAAUACAAAUUCAAAGGCUAUUAAAUCCAAAGAAACUAUAAAGCUUACUAGCCAUUCUUUUAAUACAUUUAUUGAAAGUUUACAUAAUGACAGUUGCAAUUCUGCAACCUUAUCUGUUUUACCCCAUUAUCAAGAGUCUUUUCUCAAUAAAGUUAAAUAUCCUGUUCAAAUUAUUUCUUUUAGAAAUGAGAAUUACUGUAAUGUGACAUUUAACCAAUUAAUGGACUAUUGUCAAACAAUUGACAUAAAUUUUUCGGAUGAAGAAGCAAAAAGAGUAGAAAAAGCAACAAGAGGUCAGUCAGAUUCCAAACUUUGGUUUUCCAUGCGCGAAGGUCGAAUCACUGCUUCAAAAGUCUAUGAUGUUUGUCAUACCAGCAUUAAAAAACCUUCUAUUACAUGUCUAAAUUCAAUUAUUUCCUAUCAAGGGUGUAAAGCUACAAAAGCUAUGCAGUAUGGCACAGAAAAUGAAAAAAAUGCAAAAUUAGAGUAUAUUGCUAAUAUGCAAAAUCAUAUCAACUUUAAAUUGAAACAAUGUGGACUUUUUAUUCACAGUAGCUAUCCAUUUCUUGGUGCAUCCCCAGAUGCUAUUGUAAAAUGUAGUUGUUGUGGAAAAGGUUGUGUUGAAAUAAAGUGCCCCUUAAGUUUAAGUACGGGUUGUAAACAAAUUUCUGAUUUGUUAGGAGAAGCUAAUUUUUGUUUAGAUACUGUAAAUGAAACCAUACAAUUAAAACGUCAUCAUAGAUAUUAUUAUCAAGUACAAACACAGAUUUUCAUUUCAUGUAGUGAAUUUUGUGACUUUGUGGUGUGGUCUCCUUUUGAAUUUUUUAAGGAAAGAAUAAUCCCAGAUCAUGAACUAUGGUGCAAAAUACUCGGAACGAGUAAAAACUUUUUCAUGAAUUGUGUUCUACCAGAAGUUGUAGGUCUUUAUUUUACUAGAAACAAAGAAAUAGAGCCACCCACCAAAACUAAACAUGAUGAUAACAUUUUACUUGAUAGGUCUAACACACUCGCUAGUGCCACACCUAUUUGGUGUAUUUGUAAAGGGAAGGAUGAAGGCAAAAUGAUUAAGUGUGACAAUUCCCAAUGUUCUAUUAAGUGGUUCCAUUUUGAAUGCAUACAUUUAAAAAGAGCACCAAAGGGAAAGUGGUUUUGUUCUGAAUGUAAAACACUACCUGAUUGUGUAAUAAAAAGGAAAAAAGCUAAGUCCAUAGUAAAUUUAAAUGAUAAAUAA
Molecule: messenger RNA, 1926 nt
Organism: Biomphalaria glabrata
Lineage: Eukaryota; Metazoa; Mollusca; Gastropoda; Planorbidae
Exons: 3
Coding region: 88-1926 (612 amino acids)
Molecular function (GO): zinc ion binding
Source: RefSeq, a predicted model, not a curated record